UCCUCCUCCGCGUCGCAGUUCCUCUCCUCUUUGGCAAGUCUCUCUCUGCUGCUCUCCGCCGUCGGUCGGUUCCGCCGCCGCGCUCUCCCCCUCUCGGCCGUCAUCCCUCGUUGGUGUAUCUAUUAUCUGCAAUUGCGACUUCUCCUCCCUCUGCAGUCGCCGUGUUGUCGCCCAGCUGAAGUGAAAGAGGGUUUCUUAGGAUGGGGAAGAACGAGUUCCUGACGCCUAAGGCGAUCGCUAAUCGGAUAAAAGCCAAGGGCCUGCAGAAACUCCGGUGGUACUGCCAAAUGUGCCAGAAGCAGUGCCGGGACGAGAACGGCUUUAAGUGCCAUUGCAUGAGCGAGAGCCAUCAGCGGCAGAUGGAGGUGUUUGGCCAGAACCCUCACCGUAUCGUUGACGGCUACUCCGAGGAGUUCGAGUCGUCCUUCCUUGAGCUCAUGAGGCAGAGCCACCGGUUCAGCCGUGUCGCAGCCACGGUCGUCUACAAUGAGUAUAUCCAUGACCGCCACCAUGUCCACAUGAACUCCACCCAGUGGGCCACCCUCACAGAGUUUGUCAAGUACUUGGGCCGGACUGGUAAGUGCAAGGUCGAGGAAACCCCUAAAGGUUGGUUCAUCACUUACAUUGAUCGGGACAGUGAGACGCUGUUCAAGGAGAAGCAGAAGAAUAAGAGGAUUAGGGCUGACAUGGUGGAAGAAGAGAAGCAGGAGAAGGAGAUUCUGAAACAGAUUGAGAGGGCUGGGCAGAUGAUGCCAGCAGUCAAUGGGGCAAAUUCGAAUUCAGGGUCGGAGCCUCUCAGGGAGGUUACUUUAGAGAAUGGCGUUAAAAUUGGGUUCUCAUUAUCAAAACAGGGGAUCAAGGAAAAGGGUGAGGCGUCUCGAGUUGUAUUCGACGAGGCGGAGAAUGAGAGGGCGAAUAAGAGGAAGAAGGAUGAGAAGUCCUCGAGGUCAGCCUUGGAGGAGUUGAUGAAAGAGGAGGAGAAGGCGAAGGAGCGGAGCAAUCGGAAGAAUUACUGGCUGUGUGAAGGGAUUGUCGUGAAGGUGAUGAAUAAGAAACUGGCAGAUGGGAAGUAUUACAAGCAAAAGGGAGUUGUGAGGAAGGUGAUUGAUAAGUAUACCGGGGAAAUCGGGAUGCUUGAGAGCAAGGAUGUGUUGAAGGUCGACCAGGAGGAGCUGGAGACUGUAAUUCCACAGAUUGGGGGACUCGUGAGGAUUGUUAAUGGGGCCUAUCGGGGGUCAACUGCGAGGCUUCUUGGGAUCAACACAGAGGAAUUCUGUGCAAAGGUGCAGAUCGAGAAAGGCAUCUAUGAUGGAAGAGUAAUCCCGGCCAUUGCGUAUGAAGAUAUAUGCAAAGUUCAUGUAAAAGUUGGCUGAAAAGAUUUGGCUCUGGAGAUGGAUAAGAUUUACAGGCAUCCAUUCCGAUCAUAGUUCCCUGCCUUUUCUGAAAGAUCAACCUCUGCAGGUGUAAAUUUGUUACUUGAUGUCCUAUUGUGCGUAUCUCAUUGGUGCAUAAAUGACUUACUUUGAUUAUGCAGAAAAAUGCACCUGAUAUGGUUAUGCACACUUUAAGUCGGGGAAAUAAUAUUUUUUUUCUCGUUUAGUGUCGUGCUUGAUGAACUUGACCAUAAAACUGCAGCUGCUAUACUUCUUUUCUCUAUGUAUCUGUGAUAUAAUUCGCAUUGUUUGUUAUUA
This is a messenger RNA of Punica granatum (pomegranate), 1691 nucleotides long. NCBI's taxonomy places the organism in Eukaryota, Viridiplantae, Streptophyta, Magnoliopsida, Myrtales, Lythraceae. The record is from RefSeq and is a predicted model, not a curated record.